This is a messenger RNA of Serpula lacrymans var. lacrymans S7.9, 1237 nucleotides long. RefSeq lists its product as uncharacterized. The record is from RefSeq and is a predicted model, not a curated record. Bases 456 to 1112 code for a protein of 218 amino acids. Lineage: Eukaryota; Fungi; Basidiomycota; Agaricomycetes; Boletales; Serpulaceae. The transcript is spliced from 9 exons. Gene Ontology annotation, molecular function: nucleic acid binding.
CGUAAGUAUUACAACACUCUUUGUAUUCACAUUGUACGCUGAACCUUGAUUUUUGUAGAGAGAAGACAAAAUACGCAGAGUUAACAACCAAUAUUGUAACAAUGUCGCGCUAAAGUAUGGUCCCUGGUUUGAAUUUUAGGAUAUGCUCAUGACACCUCUGCAGAAUCAACGUGAGGCUCAAGGGUGACAACUCCGUUCCCCGUUGCGCUGCUUUAUCGACGCUCCAAAAGAGCCCUUUUAUGGUGGUCGGUAAGUAGAUGAACUGUUCUCUCUUUCUCUCUCGUCCUUGCUGACUAUCUUUCGUAGGAGCGGACGUCGGACAUCCUGGCGUUGGUAUCCAUAACCAACCUUCUGUCGCCAGCUUGGUUUGGUCGUACGAUCAAUUCGCAGUAAAGUACGUUGCUUUGUCUCGCGUCCAGAAUCCCAGGCAAGAGGCCAUUGAGGAUCUGGAAGACAUGAUGCGCGAAGCGUUGGACAAAUUCGGAGCCAUCAACCGGAGGGCUCCUGAUCGCAUUCUCUUUUACAGGGACGGGCUGUCUGAAGGUGAGUAUGAAGUCGUCGGCAAGAAAGAGAUUGGAGCUAUAGAGAGCGCCAUUGAUGCCAUCUGGCAAGCGAGAGGGGUUCAAACCCCAAAGCCCGCUAUCACGUUCAUCGUAGUAGGCAAAAGGCAUCACGUUCGCUUCUUCCCCGACAAACAGCAGGCAGACAGGAGCGGUAACUGUCCUGCUGGAUUCGUAGCCGACAGGGGCAUCGGCAAUCCUGUCGCACAAGACUUUUACCUGCUAUCCCAUGGCGGACUGUUGGGAACGAGCAGACCCAGUCAUUACAUUGUGUUGAGAGACGAUAUAUACAAACAGAACAUUGGAGAUCUCCAGGAACUGUCCUUCGCCCUGUGCCACGCAUAUGCCCGUGCGACGCGCUCAGUGUCGAUCCCGGCGCCUGUGUAUUAUGCCGACAUCGUCUGCGCGCGCGCAGCGUUUCACUUCGAUUCCCGUCUUGAUUACGACAACUCGAUGACAGUAUCGGACGAAGGGCUUUUCAAUAUUGAUGAAUGGAAGAGUGGCUACAGGCAACUUAAUGGAGAAAUUGCCAAGACGAUGUAUUUUAUAUGAAAAAAAAGGUUGGGACGGCGACGGAAGGAAGAAGGACUGCAUCGUGAAACAGAAACAACAAUGUACUUCUAUGUUAGUGUGGCUUUUUGAAAUGCAAAAGUGCUCCGAGUUGUAUAUUGUCCAAA